GGUUCUCAAGGAAAGCUCUGAUCUAGAGAGUAUAUCUAUUUCUGCUUCAUCUAACUCUCUCUGCAGUUUUUGGACAACAAUGGCUGUAAUCACCGUUGACUUUCAGCUCUGCUUCAUCUUCAUCUUCCUGUGGCUCCUCACACGCUUCUGCCUCUCUGCUUUCUUCUUCAAGAAACCAAAAGACUAUGAUCUACCUCCGAGUCCACCAUCUCUACCUGUCAUUGGUCAUCUGCACCACCUCCUCUCUGUUCCAACUCACAAAUCUUUUCAGAAAGUCUCUUCCGACUAUGGUCCUCUCCUUCACCUCCGUGCUUUCAAUAUCCCUAUCGUUCUAGUCUCAUCAGGCUCCAUGGCCCACGAAGUGUUUAGGACUCACGGCCUGAACUUUGCUACCCGUGACCGUGAGGUUCCCAUUAUGGAAAAAUCAUUACUGUUUGGAUCUUUUGGCUUUAUCUCAGCACCUUAUGGAGAUUACUGGAAGUUCAUGAAGAAACUAUUAGUCACAAAGCUUCUCGGGUCUCAUUCUCUCCAGCGGACACGGCUCAUCCGCGGGGAAGAACUCAAGACAUUCCGUGCUAUGCUGUUUGUCAAGGCGGCAAAGAGUGAGGCUGUUGACGUUGGUGAAGAGAUGAUGAAGCUGACGAAUAACUCCAUUUGCAGGAUGAUAAUGGGGAGGAAAUGUUCUGAGGAGGAUGGUGAAGCAGAGAAAAUCAGAAGCUUGGUGACUAAGUCACUUGGUUUGGUGAGGAAGUUCCUUGUAGCUAGCACGGUUGGUCGACUUCUCAAGAAGGUUGGGAUCUCGCUGUUUGAAAAGGAGAUCAUGGAGGUCUCACAGAGGUACGAUGAGUUGCUGGAGAAGAUUAUUAAGGAACAUGAAGAGAAUCCGAACCAGAAAGAGGACAGAGACAUGAUGGAUGUUCUGUUGGAAGUUUGUGCAGAUGACUACGCUGAGUUUAAGAUUUCGAGGAACCAGAUCAAAGGACUUUUUGUGGAGCUUUUACUUGGAGGAACUGAUACUUCAGCACAAACAACACAGUGGAUAAUGGCUGAACUGAUUAACCACCCUGAGAUUCUUAAAACAUUGAGAGAAGAGAUUGAAUCUGUUGUUGGGAAAACGAGGUUGGUUCAAGAAACAGAUCUCUCAAACCUGCCUUAUUUGCAGGCUGUGGUGAAGGAAGGGCUAAGAUUACACCCGCAUUCGCCAAUCCUGGUGAGGACUGCAGCGGAAGGAUGCAAGAUCGGAGAGUUUUACAUACCACAGAACACUACUAUGAUCAUAAACUCUUACGCGGUGAUGAGAGAUCCGGAUUCAUGGGAGGAACCAGACGAGUUUCAGCCGGAGAGGUUCAUGGUUUCUCCUUCAAAGGGGAAAGAAGAGAUGAGAGAGCAGUUAGCUUUGAACUACCUUCCUUUUGGGAGCGGAAGAAGAGGAUGCCCUGGAACAAACUUGGGUUAUAUCUUCAUUGGAGUAGCCGUUGGAACAAUGGUUCAGUGUUUUGACUGGAGUGUUAAUGGCAAUAAUGUGAAUAUGGAAGAGACUGGAGAUAUGACCCUGCGCAUGGCUCAUCCACUUAAAUGCACUCUUGUUGCUAGAGUUGACCCUUCAGCCAGCUUUGAGCCAGUUGAUGGUUGAGUUUGAUAUGUACUGUUGAAGUUGCAGACACACAGUAUGUAUGUCUGGUAAUGUUGUUUUUGUACCAUUCAUA
Molecule: messenger RNA, 1706 nt
Organism: Brassica oleracea var. oleracea
Lineage: Eukaryota; Viridiplantae; Streptophyta; Magnoliopsida; Brassicales; Brassicaceae
Product: cytochrome P450 705A20-like
Exons: 2
Coding region: 80-1633 (517 amino acids)
Cellular component (GO): membrane
Molecular function (GO): oxidoreductase activity, acting on paired donors, with incorporation or reduction of molecular oxygen, NAD(P)H as one donor, and incorporation of one atom of oxygen; heme binding; iron ion binding
Source: RefSeq, a predicted model, not a curated record